This is a messenger RNA of Solea senegalensis (Senegalese sole), 3113 nucleotides long. RefSeq lists its product as uncharacterized. The transcript has 3 exons. Lineage: Eukaryota; Metazoa; Chordata; Actinopteri; Pleuronectiformes; Soleidae. The record is from RefSeq and is a predicted model, not a curated record. The coding region runs from base 975 to 2615 and encodes 546 amino acids.
UAUAUCAUGGGAUUUAUGCUUGUUUGCUUGAUGUUUCUGCAAAAGACCUGGCUCUAAUGCAACAUGUCUGGCUGGAUUCCACCUCUUCUAGGUUAAGAGUGCUAGUUAUUUUUCUGGUCAUUCCUGGAAUUACAUGCCAGUUGUUUUUGCAGCAUGGCUAAUUGUAAAGCAUAGUGCCAACAUCAUGUCUCGACAGGCUCGUUUAUGGGAUGGAAGGUGAUCUGCAAAGUUAUGCAGUGAUUCUUUGUUUGAGAAGUCAGAUUUCAAGAAUCACAGCACUCAUAGGGUGAGGUGGUGACUAGUGACUGUGACAAUGUCGGGAUUGGACUUUAAUGAGAGUUUCAUAAACAUGUUGGAAAUUUUAAAGCUCAGUCGCUCACAUUUUACCGGAGCUUUCAUGUGUUUAGUACUGUUUGUUUUGGAAGUAUUUCAAAUCAGCACUUUCUUUUGACAUAUACUCGGCACAUUCACAUACAAAGAAAACCAACUGGAAUGUGUUAAUCGAGUGAGUGACUAACCUUACACAGAGACCAUUGUUUGGGAAUGCAGACCUACAGGUAAUUGACAACAUGUAGUGGGCGUGGGCUUGUGUUGUGUACCUAACAGCAAUGCAAGUUAAAGGUGUAACCAUAGAGAGUGGAAGAGGGAAGGGUGGGGUGGAGGUGCAGCCAGAGGGAGCGUCAAGAACGUGGGUGGAACUGACAGACGGGGUGAAGUUGUCAGGGAAAUGAAGGAGUAAGCAAGACAGUGUCUGCAACACAGAGUGCAGCUGACAUCAACAGAAGACAGAGACAUGGUUGGAGAGAACAAGGAGUGACUGAGGGGAAAAACAAGAGAUCAGCAGCCAACCGUCGCCACUUUAUCUUUUCCAUCUCUAUACGGAAAACACUGGAUAAUUUAUAAGCCUCUCCCUCUGGCUGUGUUGGUGUGUGUGUGUCAAAAGAGAGAGGGGCUCUGCUGUGCUCACCACCAACAUGCUGUGUCCUGCUGCUGUCAGUGUAGUUGCUGCGGCUGUCUGGCUGCUGGCAGUGUUGGGCCCAGGCCUGUCUCUUUCAUCUGAGGACAACUCCGAGCCAGGCUUCACCCUUUGCAGUCAUUGCUUCUACAGACAGACACCACCUCAGGGAGCCUCUGCAGAGCUGCUGCUGCAUCCAGUCUGCCACAGUCUGCCCAAGGGACAGACGUUUGCCACACUGUCCAAACAAAACUGUGACACAGCUGUCUACUCUGCCUUCUAUCUCAAGCAUGGAUGGACAGAGGGAGAGGAGGGGGAAGACCUUUUGUCAGAGGAAGAGGACAACGUUAAAGUGCCAGUACCAGCUCUCCUCAGAGAUCCUUCUAAUCCCAUCUUGCCCUCAGACUCCCCUCUGCAACACUGGGACUCAACAGUCACAACACUGGUUCAGUCAAGCUUUAUUCCCCAGUGCAGCACUUUAGGGGGGGAUCUUUACGUCCUGACAGGGGCGGGGGGUCUUCAGGCUGCUGAAGAUGGAGAUGAGGAGUGUCAGACGGAGCCUUUGUGGUCUGCUGUAUGCUGUGCGGUCCCAGAGGGGAAGGGUGGCUUCAGCACUGGAUUAAUCAGAGAGACGGGAGGGAGGGACAGGCAAGUGAGCACAAAGGAGCUGCAGGAGAUGCUGGGAAUGGCAGAGAUGUUCUCCGAAGGCUGCGGAGGAGCAGACAUAGAGACUGUUGGAGCUGUCAUUGGUCUUCACAGUGAGGGGAACCCUGAAAAUAUAGAAACCAAAAAUGUAGAUGCUCCCAGCGAAGAGACACAAGAAAAAGAUGCAAAAUCAGUCUCUACAGAUCCAGUUACUGAAGGAGAGAAUAAUGUUAAUGCUCAACCAGAGGAUGUCACUCAGGAAACUUCAGCAGAGGCAGUGAAAUCAGAGAACAGCAGUGAAGAUCAGGGUGAUGCCAGGCGUUCAGGAGCUGUCACAUCAGAGGCUCCUGAGUCAUCAGUGGACCGUGAGACUGUGGAUGAACAGGAGGCCAAUGAAAAAUCCACCAGUACUCUGGUCUACCUCCUUUCCACUACCGUGUCUAUUCUUAAAGCGCCACUGCGUCCUGUGGUCUCCACAGUUUCCCAGUUACCUGGUCAGGUGACAUAUGUUCUUCAGGAAGACCUUGGUGUUCUCUGUGGCUUGCCUGGAGAAACCUUCUCCCUGCUGCACCUCUUGACAUCUGACCUCUUGUCCUGGAUGGGCUCGGGUGUAGAUUUGGUACUAGGUGCUGGAGAAACCUGCUUCUCCAACGUCUACUACUGCACCUCCUCCAUGGUGGGAGCCCUGUUCAGCAACUGUCACACUGGCGUGACUGGUGUGGGUACCCUGGCCGGUGACACAGUUGGGGUAUUUGGUGGUGCGUUGGAUAAUGCUUGGUGGGUGACCAAGUUCUUUGGAGGGCGUCUGUGGGACCACAGUGAGGGAUAUGUAGGAACUGUGAUGUCAGAGAUGGGGGGUCAGGUUAAAGCUGUAGGUGGAGGAUUGGGGAGGCUGGUGUGGAGAAGUGGAAAUGGAGUGUAUAAUGUGCUUUGGGUGGGAGGGGGUGCCAUAAUGGGUAUCAUUGAUCUGGUCUUUGGCUCAGUUAGAGAGGCAUUUGGACAGGAGUCAGAGUGAGUAAAGGACCAGACUCAGGAUGAGACUAGGGCCAUCAGUAAUAACAAACUUUUUUCUCCAGGUUUGGUUUGUAAAUGUCUCAAAAACGAAAGGAAAAACAGUUUAAGUCAUUUGAUGUCUUAGCUGUUAUAGAACAAUGGACACCUGAAAUGUAAGCUUCCUAUCUUAGUGGGAUACAACGCACUGGACAACUUUUUUUGCUGUACUUCACUCACACACACCAUAGCAGCUAUGAGCUGCUCUGCUAGGCCAAGGUCAAGAGGAGCCGGGGUUUUAAUCUGACAAUCCUCUGCUGCAAAGCCUCUCCGUUCAUGUGGUCACACAGAUAAUGUCGAUACACUUCACUGUGGAAGCUGGCUAUUCAUAUAAUCUACUGAAUCUCCGAGAAGAUUUAACUGUGAUUUAAAACACACUGUGCUUUUGGAUGGAAUUCUAAUGACUACUCUUGUGUGAUACUGCAUGUGUACAUUUGAAUAAAGUGAUUGCUGCCAAGCCUUA